This is a messenger RNA of Strongylocentrotus purpuratus (purple sea urchin), 3333 nucleotides long. Its product is annotated as kelch-like protein 12. The transcript has 7 exons. The record is from RefSeq and is a predicted model, not a curated record. Bases 143 to 1984 code for a protein of 613 amino acids. Gene Ontology annotation, molecular function: protein binding. NCBI's taxonomy places the organism in Eukaryota, Metazoa, Echinodermata, Echinoidea, Camarodonta, Strongylocentrotidae.
UUGCGCACGAGCAGGAGGAAAGGACCGGCAAGGACAGAGUAAACCUCGGCAAAGUUAUGCUAAUUUGACAUAGUCUAGUCUAUCUGUGGAUUUCCUGCUAUAUUUGCUAUUCAACAACGGAAAAAAGUCCGUAGUUUGGAAAAUGGAGACAGAAGGAGACACUCCUAGAAGGCUUCUUGAACCUGGGCCUUCUGUGACCGAGAAGAGAGUCCGGAUCCAGUCCCAGGUCGUGAGCAGCAGCGAGGAUGACCAGACCUUCAUCAGACGGCAGCAGCACGCCCUGGGCAUGCUCUCCGUCAUCCAGAGCCUCCAAGACCAGAACCAUCUCUGUGAUGUUGUCCUCUCCGUCGACUCCAAACUCAUCCCUGCCCAUCGCUUGGUCCUAUCAGCCUUCAGUCCCUACUUUCAUGCCAUGUUCACCAGUCAACUUAAGGAGUCGAGACAGGAAGUGGUCGAACUCCAGGGAAUGAACGCUGAAGCCAUCGAAGCCAUCGUGAAGUUUGCCUACCGUGCGACCAUAGACAUCACCGAAGACAACGUCCAGAGCAUCACGGAUGCUGCUUGCGUCUUGCAGGUUGAAUCAGUGACUAAUCUGUGCAGUGACUUUUUGAAGACUCAACUGCACCCAACAAAUUGCUUGGGGUUCAGAAACUUUGCUAGCAUGCACGGUUGCUUUGAGCUAAGUGAAGCAGCAGAUACCUUCAUACAGCUCAAUUUCACCAAGGUUGUGGCCCACGAUGAAUUCCUACAACUCAGUACUAAAGACCUUAUCAAGCUCAUUGAGAAGGACAGUCUAAACAUUGCCAAAGAAGAGGAGGUUUACCAUGCCGCUCUUCGCUGGAUACAGCACGACCUUAACGAUCGGGUACAGCUCAUCGGUGACGUCUUCGAGCACGUCCGCCUCCCGUUGCUGUCGUGGAAGUUCCUCAACUCUCGGGUGAUAGACAACAAACUCCUCAUGAAGGACGAGAAGUUCCAGAAGUUUGUGGAUGAGGCUCGUCGUUACCAUGGCAGCACGUUUUACCCAGGUCUACACUGGGAAGUGAGCCUGAGGACAGUUCCGAGACAUUCCUGUAGCCGGGCGCAGUUCAUAUACGUCAUUGGAGGGGAAGUCUCUCCAAGCCGAAACACCCUCUGCACGGCCGAACGUUACCAGCCCGCCAUCAACAACUGGUCCCCCAUACCGCCGAUGAAACAUUCCAGGCGUGGUGUGGGCGUGGCCAUUGUGGACAACAUCAUCUAUGCCAUAGGUGGGGCAGACUCCACCCCUCUGAGGGACGUCGAAUGCUACGACCCCCAGACGGACAGCUGGCGGAACGUGGCCAAGAUGAAGGUGCCGAGGAGUAGCGUUGCCGUGGCGACGGUCGGAAGUCAGGUGUACGCCUGCGGAGGGUACGACGGGAUGAGGAGCGUGAAGUCCGUGGAACAGUACGAUCCAAACCUGAACGAGUGGAAACACAUCAGAGACAUGCGAACCCAACGUAGCAUGGCCGCGGCCGUAUCACUUGGGGGCUAUCUCUAUGUGAUUGGAGGGUAUGACGGAGAUGAAGAUCUGAAAACUGUUGAGUGCUACCAUCCUUUGCUGAAGGUUUGGAAGGAGAUCAGUCCCAUGAGAGUGGCUCGCUCAAUGACUGCAGCAGCGUGUCUCAAUGAAAAGAUCUAUGUCAUUGGUGGAUGCGAACACAACAAGAGCCUUGCAUCCGUCGAGGUGUACCACCCGUCCACCGACACGUGGUCCCUCAUCAACAACCUGGUUCACCCCCGCAGUGGAGGAGGCGCGGCCAUCGUCCACAACCGCCUCUACGCCAUCGGGGCUACGACGGACAGGACGGGCUCCGGUCUGUCGAGAGAUACGAGGAGGACAAGGACGAGUGGGGCGUGGUCGCGCACAUGGACGUUGCUAGGAAACGGUUUGGAUGCUGUUCUUAGCAGAAGGUGUCGGGAGGUGUUUUCCACGAUCCGUCGAGAGAUACGAGGAGGAUAAGAAUGAGUGGGGCGUGGUUGCGCACAUGGAUGUUGCUAGGAAACGGUUUGGAUGCUGUUCUUAGCAGAAGGUGUCGGGAGGUGUUUCCACGUUCUGUCGAGAGAUACGAGGAGGAUAAGGACGAGUGGGGCGUGGUUGCACACAUGGACAUUGCUAGGAAACGGUUUGGAUGCUGCUCUUAGCGGAAGAUGUUUUCCACUUCUGGCUAUCCAGAGACAAUAUGUCCAAAGUCUAGCAUAUCUUAGAAGUUAUGCACCCUUAAAGGAGGAGUCCACAUUGGUUUGGAUGCUGUUCUUAGCAGAAGAUGUUGUCCACGGUUAUGGGUCUCUGUUUCUCAGUUCAGAAACCUGUGAAGUAUGCCAAAUCAAGGAGUUACCUCAGUAACUCCUGGACUAAACAUUGGACAUAUCUUUUGUUGUUUGCCAGAAGGGUGUUCGAUCUAUGUACAUUUUAUGAGUUAAUGUCCUUCUGGCUCUGGUUUUAGUCACUCGCAUGGAGGUCACUGGGAGACAGUUGGGAUGCCGUUCUUGAUGGAGAGGAUGCGGUGUCCACUAUUGAAUGUCUCUACCUGCAGAAUACUUUAAAGGGGAAGUUCACCCUUGAUAUUAAGUUGGGUUUACUAGAUGCAGAAAAAUGAGAGGAACAGGUCAGUGAAAGUUUGAGCAAAGUAUGUGACAUGCUCAUGAUUCCUGCAAAGUUCUACAGAAUUUUAUGUUGGCUGCAAAAAGGAUACACUACCUUUAAGAUGCCUAAAAUGUUGGACAUAAGGGCAUUAUUAAACUGUUUGUUUAUUCAAUGAUUUAACUCUGUUUUAGCUCAGAGCACUCAGUUUUUUGUUUUUUUUAAUGGAUAAAGGAGCACUAAAAUAUUAUUUAGAAAAAUACUUAUGUAUAUCAAUGUAGUACUAUUUUUAUCUUCAGAUUAGAGACUUUUUCUAAUCUUAUUUUUGUAUUUGUGUGUUAUAUUCUUUAUCAAAAGAAAGAUAAAUGAAAAUGCAAGAAAGUUGGACAGCUGUGCUUUUAAUAUGGUAUUUGUUUAAGGAGAAGUCCAUUGUGUAGGUGAACAGAAGCAAUAAGGUUUCUUUUUCUAGCAGCUCAACAGCGAAUAUUUUGUUUUAUAGUGAAGAUUGAUUCGGUAGGUUUAUAAAAAUGAUUGUGAAACAAGUGAUUUAAUUUAAUUUGAUUUUUUUUGCUGCAAAUUCCUGAUUUGCAUAGCAAGAUUUCUUACCAUUUAUAUUCCCAAUCUAAUGGAAGACAUUUUGACUCCGUGAAUCUAUCAUUGUCAAGGUUAGAUCUUGCAAAUGUUGAAAAUGCGAUAAAUAAAAUUGUUGUCUUUGUAUCAUGCUGCUA